AUGAAUGCGAUGGGAAGGCAAAUGCAGAGAUCUAGUUCAACUGGGCAUCAUCAGCGCCAGUAUUCUGAUAAUUUCAUUGACAAUGCUUUUAACAAUAAGUGGCUUCGAUCAGCUGGACUUCAUCAUCUCCAAUCAUCUAAUUCUUCCAUACCACCUCUUCAGGAUUUUGGAUUUUUCGGUAACAGCGCCGGUAGUCAGCCUCAAGGGUCAAAAUGGGUGAGGAAUGGACCAAAAGGUGUAAAAAAUGGAGGGGAAGAAGAUGACCCUUCUUCUACUCCUCAGGCUCGUUCCAGGUCAUCAAGCAUGAGGAAAGAUGGGAAUGGAGAGGGCGUUUCGCCAGGUGAACUCAGCCAUGGAUUGAUUGAUUUGCACUCAUUUGACACAGAACUUGUGCCAGAGUUCCCUUCCCAGAAUGAUGGAUCCUUCCUCAAUCACCCUGCUUAUGGGAGAAGUUUUGAUGAUUCUGCUCCAUGUAUCUCAGCGAAACUUAACAGGAAUGGUCGUGGCUUGCCUGAAAACUAUCUUCUUAAAAGCUUCUCCCUCGAUGGAGAAAAAGCUAAUAAUAACGUAGCCAAAAUCAAAGUUGUGGUGCGUAAGAGGCCACUUAACAAAAAGGAAAUCGCAAGAAAGGAGGAAGACAUCAUAGCAAUAGACCCUAAUAGCAAUUUGCUCACUGUCUAUGAGACCAAACUCAAAGUUGAUCUAACUGAAUACGUUGAAAAGCAUGAAUUUGUUUUUGAUGCUGUGAUGAAUGAAGGUGUUUCUAACGAUGAUGUGUAUGCGGAAACUGUUCAGCCCAUAGUCCCAUUAAUAUUCCAAAGAACAAAAGCAACUUGCUUUGCAUAUGGGCAAACAGGUAGUGGAAAGACUUACACUAUGCAACCAUUGCCUCUCAAAGCAUCAGAGAACAUAUUCAAAUUAAUGCACAACAAUUAUCAAAGUCAGGGAUUUCAACUGUUUGUCAGUUUUUUUGAGAUAUAUGGAGGAAAGGUUUUCGACCUACUAAAUGACAGAAAAAAGCUAUGCAUGAGGGAGGACGGGAAACAGCAGGUAUGCAUUGUAGGCUUGCAAGAAUACAAGGUAUCUUCAGUAGAGACAGUGAAGGAGUUGAUCGAGAGAGGGAAUGCUACCAGGAGCACAGGAACUACUGGUGCAAAUGAAGAAUCAUCCCGUUCACAUGCCAUACUUCAGCUAGCCAUCAAAAGAAAAACAGAUGGCAAUGAUUCAAAACCAGCUAGAGCAGUUGGCAAGCUAUCUUUUAUUGAUCUCGCUGGAAGUGAACGAGGAGCCGAUACAACUGAUAAUGACAAACAGACCAGAAUGGAAGGAGCGGAGAUCAAUAAAAGCUUACUUGCCCUGAAAGAAUGUAUUAGAGCUCUUGAUAAUGAUCAAGGUCACAUUCCAUUUAGAGGGAGUAAGUUAACAGAAGUUCUGAGAGAUUCAUUUGUUGGCGACUCACGCACUGUUAUGAUAUCUUGCAUUUCGCCAAAUUCUGGAUCAUGUGAGCAUACCCUGAAUACUCUGAGAUAUGCUGACAGAGUCAAAAGUCUAUCCAAGGGUAACAGCUCCAAGAGGGAACCACUGUCCUUGUUGAAUCUUCGUAGUUCAAUAGCAGUGCCUUCAUCUACAGCCCUUCCUUCUGUAUCUGGCUCUGAGGACAAUGCAUUCAGUGGGCUUCAGCAAAAGGAGCUUGGGAAACUUGCGAGAAGUAAAGCACAAGAAAAGGAAUCUUCACUGUCUUCUAAUAUUGAGCGGGUCCCUAGUGGUCGUAUGCAGAGCAAUUUGGCACCAAACCCCGUAUCAAGUGCAGAAAACCUUAAGCAAUUUGGUACAAUUGUUGAUCGUGUUCCUAGUGGACAAAGUCGUUGGAAUGCCCCAAUUACUAGAAAUGAAGAGGAUUUUCAUUCCUCAGGACUGAUGCAUGAGCAAGAAUAUUCGUCUCAAAACCUAUCUGAACCUGAGCCAAGUAUCUUGGAGGAUCCGGACAAUGAUCUUGCUGCCUUAUUGAAGGAAGAAGGAGACCUUGUAAAUUUUCAUAGAAAACAAGUGGAAGAUACGAUGGACAUUGUUAAGGAGGAGAUGAACCUGCUGGUUCAGAUUGAUCAACCUGGUAAUCAGCUCGACGAUUAUAUCACUAGACUGAAUCUAAUUCUGUCUCAGAAAGCUGCAGGAAUUCUGAAACUGCAAAAUCGGCUGGCAGAUUUUCAAAAGCAUCUUCAAGACCGUCAGGUUUUUGUUUUUCCUGCUAACCCCUGA
This is a messenger RNA of Oldenlandia corymbosa var. corymbosa, 2256 nucleotides long. Lineage: Eukaryota; Viridiplantae; Streptophyta; Magnoliopsida; Gentianales; Rubiaceae. The record is from the annotation of a GenBank genome assembly.